This is a messenger RNA of Parastagonospora nodorum SN15, 447 nucleotides long. RefSeq lists its product as hypothetical. The transcript has 4 exons. NCBI's taxonomy places the organism in Eukaryota, Fungi, Ascomycota, Dothideomycetes, Pleosporales, Phaeosphaeriaceae. Bases 1 to 447 code for a protein of 148 amino acids. The record is from RefSeq and is a predicted model, not a curated record. Gene Ontology annotation, cellular component: mitochondrion. Gene Ontology annotation, molecular function: oxidoreductase activity.
AUGUUCAAACGAAUCUUCGGAGAGCACGGCGCGAAGAAUGUCGUAACCCUCUUUCACAAGCCCAGCAGCGAGGCAUCGAUCCGCGUUCACACCAUGCUCAAGCAGGCCAACGCACAAGCAGUUUCUCAUGCGACAGAAGACCAAGCUGCUGCUCACGACGCGCAGAACAAGGCGGAGAGGACCGAGUUCGAGCUCGACGUAACGGAGGCACCGCCAACCAGCGACCAGCUCAAGACGAUCCUGGAAUACCUCGGUGGCUCUCCAAGCAAGGUCAUUGAGGGGGCUUCGGACGAGUCGGACGCAAUGAGGCGACUCAAGGCGGACGGUAACACAUUCAAGAGGCCUUUGGUGGUGGACUGGAAUCAAGGCAAAGCAGUGGUUGGAGACAGCGAGUCCGAAAUCAUGAAGCUGGUGCGAGCCAUCCCUAAGGAGACUGGCAAGGCGUGA